AUGGAACUGUUGGAACUUGUCGACAAUGAGCCGACGGCUCGGCCUUUUCAGUGCGACUGGAAAUCGUGCAACAAGAGCUUCAACCGGAAGUCUGACCUCCAACGACACUAUCGGAUACACACGAAUGAGAGGCCCUACUCAUGCUCGACGCCCGGUUGUGGGAAAAGCUUCAUACAACGAAGUGCCUUGACCGUUCAUAUUCGGACGCACACUGGCGAGAAGCCUCAUCAAUGUCAACAUCUGGGUUGCGGCAAGCGUUUUUCGGAUUCAUCGAGUCUCGCUCGACAUCGUCGUAUACAUACCGGCAAACGACCUUACAAAUGCGCCCAUGAAGGAUGCCUCAAGAGUUUCUGUCGCAAGACGACGAUGGUUAAGCACCAAAGGCGCUCCCACCAGAGAGGGGUUCACCUGUCAGAGGGCGACGACUUUUCUUCCGAAUCCGAUGGUGGCGAGUCCCCAUCCACCCCGAAGCAAGCCGGCCUGUCGUGGCCAGCCAAUUACCUGGCCGCUCAACCGGGCUUCCAGGGAAGCGCUGCUCAACGGGCGUCGUCCUUCGCGGAUUUUGGCCAACAGGUGAACGACUACAACGUUCAGCAACAGUUCAACAACCAUCGGCACAGCAUUUCUGCGGGUGACGCCCGUGACUAUAAUGGGGGGGCGGUUCAGCAACCCCAGCAUCCUGGAGUUCACGAAAGCGAUGUGGUACAGCAAGCGCAGCAUCCCUCCAUUCACCUUCUCCAACGAACCGCCAGCAUGCCACAGCAUUCGUACUAUGUGACGGAGCAGAGCAAUCCAGGGGUUGCGACCAUGAACACCAAUCCAAUACAACCGUACCACAUGCCACGGCAACAACCCGACGGGCUCCCGCGGGAGAUCUCGUACGCCACGCCUGGCAUGACCGGCUCCAUCCAGAACAGCCCCGGCGCAUUCUCGGGAACGGGCCCAAGCCGAAGCCCCCCCCUCCAGGACGACUUAUAUACCCAUCAGCCUCCCCCGCCGCCGGGCUUCUCGCUUAGUACGACGUCGCCCAUCGUCGAGAACACUAUGGUUCCGUACGGCCAACCGAUCCAUCAACCGAUCCACCACCCCCAGUCGGUACAAGCCCCGGUACAAACACAAGUCACCCCCACGCAACAGGUCCUCCACACCCAGCAGCAGUACCAACCUCCGCCGCCACAGCCUGAUCCAUGGUGCAACGGAGUGUCCUAUCAGGCUCCGGUAAAUGUGGGCAGUGUCGGUAGUCUAUCGUCGCCUUAUGUGCACUGCGGGUAUAUGGACGCCUGGUCGAUGAAGCCCGACUUUGAUGACCCGACGAUGCAGAUGCCUAGCGCCAGAAUCGAUAAUCUGUAA
This is a messenger RNA of Durotheca rogersii, 1350 nucleotides long. RefSeq lists its product as uncharacterized. Gene Ontology annotation, biological process: regulation of transcription by RNA polymerase II. Gene Ontology annotation, molecular function: DNA-binding transcription factor activity, RNA polymerase II-specific; RNA polymerase II cis-regulatory region sequence-specific DNA binding. The transcript is spliced from 4 exons. Gene Ontology annotation, cellular component: transcription regulator complex; PcG protein complex. The record is from RefSeq and is a predicted model, not a curated record. NCBI's taxonomy places the organism in Eukaryota, Fungi, Ascomycota, Sordariomycetes, Xylariales, Xylariaceae. Bases 1 to 1350 code for a protein of 449 amino acids.